GAGCAUCACUGCGCCAGCCAGCCAUGACGUGAUAUGCCCCGGCUCUAUGGAAGGAGGAGCCAGGUGCUAGCGGGCCUUUGAGCGCCGACCUCAUCGACGCCCAUUGCAGACCCAGAAGCUGCGCCUUGGCUCGUUGCUUUGUGUUGCCUUGUGCUAUUCGUCUUGCGCGCUGGCUGGCCAGACCGCCUCACGGUGAAUUCACUGAAGCUCCCAUGGUCCCAUGGCCACCGGCUCGGUGGUGAGCACUGUGAGACACGCAGCGGGAACCGGGGCGGGGGCAGCAGCAGCAGAUUGCUCGUGUGUUGAUUUCUUAUCCAUGGGAACUUCCUCCGCGCAGAGCGCCAGCGCAUUCGGACACCCGGGAAUUGCAUCAUCCGGCUGUAAACUCGACAAUGCGAAACCUACUUUCUCUGCCUACGAUGAUGGAUACGUACAUCAAAGCAACAGGGUUGAGCUAAAUGUUCGGAGGGCACUAAAAAAGCAGGACCAGGUGUGGAAGACUCAGGAUGGUCAGAGUUUUGCAUCUCUGACAGUGGCGUGUUUACCUCGCAAGCAAGCUAAACUUGUAGAAACUUUGAACAGAUUAAUCAGGAAAGGAACAGAGAGGGUACCGUUGGGUGGAGUACCUUUUGGUGGAGCUUUGCUGGGAAGAGACGACAUUAGUAGGGUGCAGGAUCACAAAGCUUUUGAGGCCAUUUCUGAUGACGAUAAGAAUCCGCAGCUCGAUCCGGGUCGUCCGAAGAAAGUUCUUAUAUUAAUGAGUGAUACUGGUGGUGGACACCGGGCAUCCGCGGAAGCAUUGAAGGCCACAUUUGAGCUCGAAUUUGGAGAAGAAUUCGAAGUUACUGUCUGUGAUUUGUGGAAAGAACACACUCCUUGGCCGUUCAACCAAGUUCCCAAAACUUACAGUUUCAUGGUGAAACAUGAGACACUUUGGAAGCUGGCUUACCACACUACUGCGCCACGCUUCAUUCAUCAAUCUCAGAUGGCUGCAACCUCAACUUUCAUCGCCCGGUACUACUCUUGACGGGCUUCUAUUUGACAUAUACUUGUGCAAGGGUAUGUUCUCUUUAAUAUUGUGGAUCUUGGAGUACAGGUCUUGUUCCAAGGAGAGAAGGUCAAGUAUGACGGGACUGGUUGUGACAUGUCAAAAAGUACUCCCCUUCAAUUUCUUAGUCACGUUCAACGGCUAAAAGGUCCAGGGGUAAUGCUUGGCAUCAAUACAUGUUGUAUUUCUGUUGUACACCUCAACUACUGUUUAGAUAUGUAUUAUUUGGUGAUGAAUAUAGGUACCGAACAUUCCAGCUUAACCCAGUCAUUUUUUCUGAGGUAGGAGGUUGAGCCGCAGUGUUCGAUAAAGCGAUGAAGUCAGUGCACUACUUAGAAGGAUUUGUGACAUUAGCAUGAUGACGCGAACAGAAUUGGCUACAAUUCUUUUUUAUUUUUCAUUAACCAGAUUUUGUCGUCUUAGAAUGAUGUAUUGUUAAAGCUAACCUUGUUAACCGCCACUCUAACACAACGUCUAAUCAGCAACGGACAACCGUAUUGUGCUCUAAAGUCUAGAUUGGUCUCCAUGGUCUGUCAGUCUUUGACAAGAACUGAGUAGGGUGUCAGGAGUUCUAUAUUGAACUCAGUUUCGCGUAUCUUAUUUGUCAGUAUUUUCAAGACAGGCUUUAAGUCUCAGUAACAAAUGGACACACCCACAAGUCCAUGUAGUCUUGCACACUUUUUUGUCCUAUCAAAGACCUGAGGUGUCUGGUGACAAGCAGUCGAACAGAUAAUUUGAUUUUAAAACUUGACGUACAGCUGGAUUGAUGCAAGGCGACGUUUUCGUAUUAACCGUCUCCAUGAAUCUGUGGUUAUGAUGACGGGAAGGCAGAGAGGUGGCGAAGGGUCUGCUGAAGUACCAACCCGAUGUGAUUAUUAGCGUACAUCCUUUAAUGCAACACGUGCCUAUCCGGGUCCUGAGGGCACGCGGGCUUCUCAACAAGAUCCCUUUCACUACUGUUAUUACCGAUCUCAGCACAUGCCAUCCAACAUGGUUUCAUAGGUCUGUGACUAAGUGCUUCUGCCCAACAAAAGAUGUCGAGCAGAGGGCCCUGAAAGCCGGUCUUCUUCCUUCACAACUACGAGUCCAUGGCUUACCUAUCAGACCUGGAUUUGGCAAACCAACGAAACCAAAGGUUGAGUUGCGUAGAGAUCUUGGAAUGAAUGAAGAGCUCCCAGCCGUCCUUUUAAUGGGAGGAGGGGAAGGAAUGGGUCCUGUAGAAUCUACAGCCCGCGCACUUUGUGAUUCUUUAUAUGAUAAUAAUAAGCGAAAGCCCGUUGGCCAACUUGUAGUGAUUUGUGGGCGUAACAAGAAGUUGGUCAAAACGUUGGAAUCCUUGGAUUGGAAGUGUCCCGUGAAGAUCGAAGGCUUUGUCACCAACAUGGUAGAGUGGAUGGCUGCUUCAGAUUGUGUUAUAAGCAAGGCUGGUCCCGGAACUAUCGCUGAGGCUACAAUUCGUGGCUUGCCAAUGGUAUUAAACAGCUACAUUGCUGGCCAGGAAGUGGGAAAUGUGUCCUUCGUUGUAGAUAACGGCGCAGGAAAGUACUGCGACAAACCCAAAGAAAUUGCUGGACUUGUAGCUGAUUGGUUUGGAUCAAAGGCGGCGGAGCUGGAAAGGAUGGCUUCGAACGCCAAAAAACUUGGUAGACCCGACGCCGUUUUCAAAAUUGUCCACGAGAUUGCGGAGUUGGCUCGAACCGGGGAGACUCUGGCCACGCGGAAAUUGAUGUACACUUAAAAGACUUCCAGUGCCAAGAUCAUAGUAAUCCGACUGAGCGCAUCGCUGCGAUUUCGAACUUCGCGCAUUUACGUGUUGGUCCAAGGUGACCGCCUCAUGGAGGAGACGAGACGAGACAAGAGAUGAGGAUUCUGCACUCAGAACUCCGAAAGUUCAGAGGUUCCAAUGUCUGUGUUGGUGUGCCUGUCAGCAGUAUCGGGAUCGAAGAUUUUGUUGUAUAUUAUUGUUGUCAUUCCACUAAUUGCCGCUGGUUUGCGAUUGCGCACAAGGGUCGGGAAAUAGGGAAAGGGUUUGAUGACCAGAAGAGUUUUGGUGAUAGGAUCUUGAGAGCAUCACCACUGUAAACAGCAGUUUCUUUUGAAAAGAUAUUUUUUUAAAAUCUGAACUGACUGGCCACCUUACUCACGAAAUGUAUCAUAUCAGUCUCUCGAGUCCGUCUGUAGAGAUUUCGUCAAUAGCCUGGUGGAGGAAAGCUGAAGUUCAGUGUGUAUAAAUCUCAUAGCCAAAAGUGGACGCAUCGGCUGAGGAAACGAAUAUUCAAGCAGGAAACUGAACGUCAGCAUUUCUUGCGGCGAGUGAUGCACAAUCCCAGUGAUUGAGACUUCAAAUAACGUGGUAUGCCCCCGUGCCAUCACAUGUUGGUGGGGGAUGGAGGAAUAUAAGAUGGCAAACAUGGACCGAUCAACUCACCGAUCAUCCAGAUCGACUGGGUACAUCAAGAUGAAGUCAUUUUUUGUGAGCAAUUUGUUCGUAAUUUGUUACAAUUUG
Molecule: messenger RNA, 3554 nt
Organism: Marchantia polymorpha subsp. ruderalis
Lineage: Eukaryota; Viridiplantae; Streptophyta; Marchantiopsida; Marchantiales; Marchantiaceae
Source: the annotation of a GenBank genome assembly